UCGGCCAGGGCAGGCCAGGGCCAAAGGUGUCAGCAGGGGUCAGGGUGUAGCGGUGUAGCUGUCGCCAGAUCGUACCGUGUGUACAAUGUUUACGAACGUGUUUAAUCGCGAAAGAUGAUAAAUAAUUAAGUGUCAUCAAUAAGAAACGAUGAGCGAAAGAAAGUUUAGCCGUGCUUUGGGAAAGCCCGGUAUGGCUGCCCAGCUUCGGGAAACUGUGUCACAAGUUGUACGCGAAAGUACGGUGCAGAACAAACCGUUUCUUACCGAGCCUCUGGAUUAUGAAAAUUUUGUUUCAAAAAACAAAACUCUUCUGCAAAAUGAUCCGCAACGUGAACUUUUGCUCUAUCCUCAGGAUGACAUCUCUCAAGUUAUUCUACCCAAGAGGCACAGAACAACAGUACCGGUUGUUCAGAAUAUUUUGGAUUCAUCCGAAGGUGGAGAAACUCUGCUCACUAGAGAAUGUCUUCGAACUUACUCCUCAAACUGGAAUCUCGUUCGAUACAAAUAUUCAACUUAUGGAGGAACGCAUACUGAGCUGCCAAAGUUGACAAAAGGUGAUGCAUUGAGAGAAGAGAUUUAUGAGAUUGACACAGAAGUGGAUCAAGUGGAUGAGGACCUUACGAGAAACGAUGGAAUAACAAAAGAGGGUUAUCUGUUGAAGGGUCCAGAAAUCGGGAGCGCGGAUCGAAUGUUUGUAAACAUAGGUGCAAAAUCGUUUAAAAGAAGAUUUUGUCACUUGAGACAGGAGGUGGAUGGAACGUACAUAUUGGAGUUGUUCAAAGAUGAAAAAAAGGGUGAAGCCAAAUUGGCGAUAGUGAUGGAUUUUUGUACAGAAGUGAUAAGAAAUCCAAAACGAGGUAGAUUCUGUUUUGAGAUGCGAAUGAGCGGAACUCACAAAUCAUACAGUUUUGCAGCGGAUAACGAGACCGAUAUGCAAGAUUGGUUGUUGAAAUUGUCUUCGGUGCUUCAACACUAUAAACAACAGGAAGAAAAACGAGCUGCCUCGUUAGAAAGAGCUUGCAACACGCCUCCGCCUUCGCCUCAACCUUUGCCCGUGUAUGGAACUCUCAAGGGCCUCGAACAAAGUAUGAAUCCCCAAUUGAUCAAAUAUUCACGAGAAACGGACACGAGUAUUUUGUUGGCACGACGAGAAAAUCGCAAACGUUUGUUUACCCUUUAUAAUAAUUCUUCACACGCAAAGACACCGCUUGGAAAUCCAAAUGAAACGAGUAUCGACCCUUACAACGAACAGUUUGGUCAACGAAUUUUCGUCAAAUGUGAAGCUCUCAAAUUUCGGCUCCAAGCACCCAUCGACGAAAAAGAGUCUCUCUGCCAAGUCGAACCUUAUCAUACAAGUCUCGCUCUUUUCGACGCUCGGAAUGCCCGGAAAUUGUCUGAAAAUUUUCACUUCGAUAUCAAUCACGAAUCUGUUCGGGAUCUGGUUGGCGAUUUGAGCCCUGUUGGAGUCACUACUGAUAACGAGAGCCACGAUUUACCUGAUGAACUAAAAGGCAUUCCAUACAAUUGGUUGAAAAAUCCUAGACAAGCCAUUUUCAGCAUUAGCAAUCCUCAUCCUGAUAUUUUUCUCGUUGUACGGAUCGAAAAAAUUCUUCAAGGCAGCAUUUAUCAAACUUCCGAACCUUAUCUGCGCGCAACCAAGGAUCCACGUCUGGGACUCAAAGUUCACAAACAAGUCAGGGCCUCUUGUCAGAGAUUGGGCAAUUAUCGAAUGCCUUUUGCCUGGGCAGCAAGGCCGCUUUUCAGACUGUACAGCAACGAGCUCGAUACAUCUUCGGACUUUCCUGCCAUAUAUAGACAAGAAGGGAAUAAAAUUCGCGACGACGAAAUAUUGAAAUUGCUCUCCGAGUACAGGAAACCUGAGAAAUUGAGCAAACUGACCGUUAUUCCUGGAUGGCUGAAAUUGCACAUCGAGCCUUUAAGCGAUAUUCCUGACAAUUCUUUGACAACGGCCUUGAUUCCAUUGAAACCAUUUCCAUUGCCGCCUAUCGCGAGGCCUACCAUCGAAGUAGCCGAAUUCGAAGGUUCCUCGGAAAAGGAUGUUCAUCCUUACACGACCUACGUCAAUCAUUUAUACGUUUAUCCACAAACGUUGAAUUUCGAUACUCAAAAAAUAUUCAGUAGAGCCAGAAAUAUCGCGUGCAUAGUGGAAUUGCGCGAUGACGAUGGCGAGGACGCCCAACCAUUGCGGUGUAUUUAUGGAAAACCGGGGUCGCAAUUACUAUGUCCUCGAGCGAAUUGUGCUGUACUUCAUCAUAACGCCGUACCCUCAUGGUAUGAGGAAAUAAAAAUGAGGUUACCCACCAAACUCCAUGCCAAACAUCAUCUCUUGUUCUCUUUUUAUCACAUAAGUUGUGAUAUGAAUAAGAAAAAGGAAAAUGGGGUUGAAAAUUGCGUCGGGUAUGCAUGGGCAGUUCUUUUGCACAAAGGACGAUUGAACGUCGACAUGGAAACGAAUAUCCAAACUCUGCCCGUAGCGACACAUUUACCAGCGGGAUAUCUUGCGAUCCAGCCUCUUGGACUCGGGAAAGGGAAUGCUGGCCCCGAUAUUACGUGGAUCGAUGGACAACGUCAAAUCUUCACCGUUUCGUUUCAAUUGAUCUCGACCGUCUUUACGCGAGAUCCCCAUUUGCACAAUUUUUUUGUUCACGCCGAAAGAAUUUUGGACACAAAACCUUCGGCCGUUCCGUCCGAUAUGGAAACUUGCAAAAUUCUCAAAGCCGCUCACGCCAUACAAUUGAUUACGGCAAUUACAUUUUUUCCGACAAUUAUUAAUCAAUUAUUUGCAUUGUUGACCUGUAACACGAGCGAGGAAGUCGGUCUUUACAUAAUCCGGGUUCUCAUUCAUAUCAUUAGUCUUGUACACCAAGCCGGUCGAAAAGAAAUUCUUCAGGCGUAUGUUAAGUUUGUUUUUGUACCACCAAAUAUGAGAAAUCAUGGAGCCACCGUUCACGAACAAUUGGCAAAAUAUUUACCAUCGUUGCUGCAACCGAAUAACACAGAUUUUUUGGUGGUCAACAAAUUCAUGCAUCAUUCCAGUUUUUUCUUCGAUAUUAUGGUGAAGAGUAUGGCUCAACAUAUGCUUUCGACUGGAAGAAUUAAAAUGCAUCGUAACGAGAGAUUUUCACAACAAUAUCACAGUGAAAUAAAAAAUCUAUUAGAAGUCAUAACGCCGUACCUCAUGAAUAAAUACAAAGAAAUGCCGGUCGAGACUCACGAAUUGAAUAAGAGUUUGGCCCAAUUUUUGAAGAAAUGUUUAACAUUCAUGGAUCGUGGAUUCGUUUUUCGACUGAUCAAAAGUUACAUGGACAAUUACUCACCGGGCGAUCCAAGGACUCUGCAAGAUUUUAAAUUCACAUUCCUCCAAAUAAUAUGUUCUCACGAACAUUACGUGUCAUUCAAUUUGCCAAUGAUGCAGACACGCGUUACCAGCAAAGAUACCGAACAAGAGACAGAGUGUGAUGAUUACAUAAGCGAGUACUGCCUGUCUCAAGAUUUCUGCAAGCAUCAUUUCUUAGUCGGUCUACUUCUUCAAGAAGUUAAAAUAUCCCUCAACGAGGUCGUACAAAUACGGAAAGUUGCGAUCAUCACGUUACGAGAUUUGCUCGCGAAGCACGAACUCGACGACAGAUAUCAGAAUAAGGGACAACUUAGUCGGAUAACAUCGAUUUACAUUCCGUGGUUGGGAAUCGUCUUGGAGAAUCUUCACCGUCUUCAGUCCGUCCAUGACGCUAAUGAUAGAGUCAUAGAGUUCGAUCGAAAUCACGAUACAAGAGUGUCGAGCAGUAAUUCUUUUGUUGUUAAUAAAGAUCCCGGUGUUCCAACAAGCGUAACCGAUACCCCAAAAUCAAUUCAUAGGUUGACUCUUCAUCUCGAUUCACAAUCUCCGAUAAGAGGAUCAAUGCAAUUGCGGGAUUCAACGUAUUUUGCUGCGAUAGCUGGACAAGGAAUGGCGAACGGGUAUUCGUGCGCGAGUAUCGAGUCAAAUGCCUCGACGAUGUCGAGUACUUCGCACUCUCACAUCUCCCAAGAAACGACUAUUAUUCGUGAACCCAUAGAGAAUGGUUGUUCCGAGCGUAAAGGACAUUCGAGAUCAUUGAGUGUAACACAAACGUCUCCGAGAUGCGACAAGCUGCAAUCUUCCGAAAUGAAAGAUUUACUCGUUUGCUUUUUAUUCGUUAUAAAAUACCUUGGCGAUCAUCAAAUCAUUGCUUGGUGGCAGCAAUGUUCGGAUUCUGAAAUCUUGAGCUUCUUCACCGUUAUAGAAAUGAGUCUACAUCAUUUCAAAUAUAUAGGAAAACGCCAAGUAGCCGUAAACGUAGCGAGCACCGGCGGAAAGCCUCGAACGGUGAAAGCUAUGACAUUACCCGCAAGAAUGGCACCUCCCGAUUUUUCAUCCGAUAGUCCGGCUACUGGAACUCUCCAGCCUCACAAUAAUACAGCACGCGAAAGUCUCGUCGACGAUGAAAGUGGCAAAUUUCAUCAGGCUCUCCUCGAAGCCAAUAUGGCAACGGAAAUCGGACUCAUCACCCUCGAUUGCAUCGGACUCUUUUGCAUUCAUUUCAAAGAUAUUUUACUCGCCGGCGAUGGCGACAACCCAAUAAUGCAAAAACUUUUUACAAUCUACUUAACUUUCCUUCAAAUCGGACAAUCCGAAACUCUGCUUCGUCACGUUUUUGCUGGGCUUCGAGCCUUCCUCAAUAACUAUUCCAUUGCGUUAUUUCAAGGGAGCGCGGUGUUUUGUGGUCGAUUGUGUUACGAGUUGUUGCGAUGUUGCAACAGUAAAUUGAGCUCUAUCAGACAGGAGUCUUGUGCUCUAUUGUAUCUGCUGAUGCGAAGCAAUUUCGAGUUCACCAGCAGAAAAGGAUUGACCAGAGUGCAUUUGCAGGUGAUUAUUUCCGUGUCUCAAAUGUUGGGCAAUGUGAUCGGUUUGAACAACUCGAGAUUCCAAGAAUCAUUGUCGUUAAUAAACAGUUACGCCUCCUCCGAUAAAGUAAUGAAAGGCACCGGCUUUCCCGUCGAAGUUAAAGAUCUUAACAAACGUAUCAGAACCGUUCUAAUGGCAACAGCACAAAUGCGAGAACACAACAACGAUCCCGAGAUGCUCGUCGAUCUUCAACACAGUCUCGCUAAUUCUUAUGCCAGUACGCCCGAACUCCGGCAUACUUGGCUCGAAACAAUGGCUAGAAAUCAUGCGAGAGAUGGAAAUUUUUCAGAGGCUGCUUGCUGUCAACUGCACAUCGCCGCAUUAAUGGCAGAAUAUUUGAAAUUAAGAAAAAUGCACUCGUGGGGCGCUGAAGCUUUCGAUGAAAUUUCAGUUAAUAUUUCAAGAGAUGAACGGGGUCUUAAGCUUGACGCCGGUGAGAUUUGGAUCCAAGAUAUUCAUUACAAUGAAAGUCUUCUUCUCGAGCAAUUGGAAAUGUGUGCAGAAAUGCUUGAAAAAGCUGAACGGUACGAGCUUCUUGGCCCUUUGUACCGCCUGAUAAUCCCAAUUUACGAGAACAAACGUGAUUACGGAGCGUUGUCACAGUGUUACACGCAUUUGUCCCAAGCUUGCACGAAGAUCGUCGAAGUUACAAAAACUGGAAAAAGAUUGUUGGGAAGAUUUUACAGAGUAGCCUUUUUUGGAUCCGCGUAUUACGAAGAGGAACACGGACAAGAAUACAUUUAUAAAGAACCGAAAGUCACGUCCCUGUCAGAAAUCUCAGACCGGCUUUAUCGUUUGUACUCGGAGAAAUUCGGCUCAGAGAACGUUAAAAUAAUAAUGGAUUCGGUGCCCGUCGACGUUAGCGAAUUAGACACGAAAAUAGCUUAUAUACAAGUGACACACGUUGUACCUUACUUCGAAAAAUUUGAAUUAGAAAACCGACAGACCGAAUUUGAGCUUAAUCAUGACGUUUAUUGCUUUAUGUUUGAAACACCAUUUACUAAGGAAGGAGGAAAAGCGAGAGGAAACCCUGAGGAUCAAUGGAAAAGGCGAACGAUACUAACGACCAAAUGCUUAUUUCCGUAUAUAAAAAAACGCAUUCCCGUGGCGGAAAAACGGAUAAUAGAGCUGAGUCCAAUCGAGGUAGCUCUGGACGAGAUGCGACAACGUGUACAAGAAUUGGAGGACGUUGCUCUUAUUGCACCUACUGAUGCUAAAAAAUUGCAAUUGCGUUUGCAAGGGAGCGUGUGCGUUACCGUUAAUGCGGGACCGCUCGCUUACGCAUCCGCUUUUUUAGAUCCUGCCUGUUCGUCCAAUUAUCCGGACGACAAGGUUGAAGAAUUGAAGGAUGUUUUUAGGGAUUUCGUCAAGAUAUGUUAUACUGCGCUGCAAAUAAACAGCAAAUUGAUAACGGCAGAUCAACACGAAUACCAGGAAGUAUUGCGAGAGAAUUAUCAAAAGCUCUGUCAAAAUUUAUCCUCCCUACUCGGAGAAUCCAUAUGGCCGGACGAGCAAGUUGGUAGUUUCAAGAGAAACAGCGCUGCACUUUUCAGCGCGAUAAGCGGCGCAAAUAACCAUACCAGUAUAGCUUAAACCUUCAUUGUAACUACGAGGCAUUUUUUUUUUCUUCAUUGUAAGAGUACUAGCUCGUUGUCCUACAAGGGAGAAUUUAUUUCGCGAAAGUCGCAAUUGACGACCUCGUAUUCGAGUCAAUAAAUAGUCCAAUUAAUCGCGAGACAAUUCCGCAAGAAAAUGCAAGUCGCGUAGAUAAAUGUUAUGUUCUCGGUAAUAUUCAUACUAACGCCCAAGUCUGAUUGAUUAUUUGUAUAUGGAAGUUAUAUUAACGACAAAUCUGUAUGGAUGUAUUUAAUAUAAACGCACAAGCGCAACACAAACCCUUAGAAAAUAUGUAUAUAUUUGUGUAAUAGCGACUGGAUAAACAAGGAAGCGAAGAAAGAAAAUUGCCCACGAAAACUCAGAUUAGUGUAACAAUCGAAAAAAUUAUAUAAAUCUAAUGACAAAAAUUUUGAUAAACGCAAAUCUUGUUUUCUAAUACAUUAAACUUGUGUUCAAUUGCACUUGGAAAUAAAAAAGAAGGAGAAAAAGUACUUUAGAGAACUAGGCUGACCAUAGGUCACACAUUAAUUCGAGUCAAUUUCUACGUCAUUUCGUCGUCUUUUUUUCAACCACGCGACAAAUAAAAAAUCAAAAUUAUUGGCAUUAUCAUAUUUUGAUCAGUAUCCCUGUAUGUGAUGGAUAUAUCGUUUUUUUUUUAGUUUUGUCUCGAAAAAAUUAAAUCAAAAAGUACGUGAUUUACAAGACCUUUUGUUUCGACUACGAAGAUUUGUACAUAUCGAUGUGUAAGAUGCGCUCUUUUUGUUCUGGUGAUUCCCCAUUGCUUUACUGGUUACAAAAAAAAAGUAGGAGAAAACACAAGAAUUAUAAAAUUUUGUUUCGUCGUUCGGAGAAGAUAGCACGAAAGACCAAUGAACACAUUUUAUUCAGUUCUGCGAGUAAUAAUCAGGAGUAACCACUCUCAACGCUGUAGAGAACAAAAAACAUAAAAACGAGACUGAAAGCACAAAACACGACCGUGUUUCAACUAUUAUAAAAACAAUAUCAAUACUCCAAGUAGCACGGGGUAGCAUUAUGCAACAAAUAAACAGCACAAAACGUCAAUCCUCACGUCCAUAGUCAUUUUUUUAACGAACCUUUGUACUAAGAUGAUUACACGUUCAGAAAAUCGAGCUCACCUACUUGUAUGUCAUAAUUAUUCGUAUAUUUACUACAAGUAUUAUUAUUAUUAAUCCACGCUGUCGAACCAUUGAAAAAACAACGUGAGUCCAUAAUAAAUCCAUACUCCCACAUUGA
Molecule: messenger RNA, 7816 nt
Organism: Venturia canescens
Lineage: Eukaryota; Metazoa; Arthropoda; Insecta; Hymenoptera; Ichneumonidae
Gene: Ziz
Product: dedicator of cytokinesis protein Ziz
Exons: 26
Coding region: 149-6538 (2129 amino acids)
Biological process (GO): small GTPase-mediated signal transduction; positive regulation of GTPase activity
Molecular function (GO): guanyl-nucleotide exchange factor activity
Source: RefSeq, a predicted model, not a curated record